Messenger RNA from Rodentolepis nana, 1587 nucleotides. Lineage: Eukaryota; Metazoa; Platyhelminthes; Cestoda; Cyclophyllidea; Hymenolepididae. The record is from the annotation of a GenBank genome assembly.
AUGUGUAGUCGAGGAAGUUGGCGAUUUACACCUGCUAAAACGGUCUCCGGCAUGUUGGUUGGAACGUUCGGAGCUCCUUAUUCUUGCAAGGGUUCAACGCGAGUUUUCGUGCGAAUGCUGGCACGUGGAAGUGAAGGCAUUGCUGAGGUGACUAUUCAACAGGAGGCAGAAGCCACUCUCCAACCAAGCUUACCAACCACCUCAAUUUCGCAUCAUCGUCGACUGUCAACUGCUUCGAAUAUCUCCAUUGGAACUGAUGAAAAUGUUUGUCCAGAGAAGAUGAUUGGAUGUAGAAGGUUAUCAAAUAUUAAUUAUCGGUCUGCCAAUUCGAGUCCUUUUCAUUGCACAACAUCUUCCUCUGAUUCUAAUGCGCCUCAAGGAAGUAGUCACUUCGGCUCUCUUCGGGGAAGUGUGUCAUCACAGAUCCAUCAGCUGGUGACAGGGGAAGGCGCUGGCAAAGCUCUGCGUCGGCGUCAGUUCUCCUCGACAAAGAUGGGUCAGCUAAAUGCACCUUAUCAGAAAGCUCGUUCAGACAGUGAUAAUCUCAAUUGUCCAACAUUUGAUAGGUUUCGUCCCACGAAAAACUGUAUUGAAAUCAAUUCCAGCACAUUCGAAGAUGAAUUCGACGAUCAACCAUUUUUCAAAUGUCCAACGACAGAGUCUGAAGUGGAGGAGACAGUUGAGAAGCAGGUGAUCUUCGGACAGGCCUGGCAAUGGUUCAAGGAGCGUAGACGCAUCACAUCUCCACCAAUCAGGGCUGCUGUUACCUAUAUCAGUGUGCCAUGGUAUUUUAUAAUUUCAGGUUUACUUGAAGCAAAGAAAACUCCAAUCCUUACACCUACUAUCAUGGAAAAUAUAGGACGUCGUUUAUAUCAGGUUGAGUAUGCAAUCGAAGCCGUCGGACAUGCCCCAACUUGCAUCGGUAUCGUUGCGAAAGAUGGCAUAGUUCUUGCCGGUGAGAAACGCUUCAUCAAUAAACUUUUGGAUGAAUCUGCCUUCUCAGAAAAGAUUUUUAGAAUUAGUGAUGAUAUAGCUUGUGCUGUUGCCGGAAUUACAGCAGAUGCAACCGUACUGAUCCAAGAAAUGCGUCUCAUUGCACAAAGAUAUCUUCUAUCUUAUCAAGAACCUAUCCCAAUUGAACAGUUGGUCACCCAUAUUUGCGAUCUCCAACAUAGCUAUACAAUGUAUGGUGGGCGCCGUCCAUUUGGUGUUUCCAUGCUUUUCGUUGGCUGGGAUAAACAUUACGGGUAUCAGCUAUAUCAAAAUGAUCCUUCGGGUAACUUUUUGGGUUGGAAGGCUACCUGUAUUGGUUCAAAUUCUUCUGCAGCCUCAUCAAUUCUCGAAGCGGAUUACAAUCCUGACUGUACAUCUGAAGAAGCUGUGAAACUUUGUGUCAAGGUUCUGUACAAAACUAUGACAAUGUCAAAACUUACUUCGGAUAAGCUUGAAAUCGGUCUACUCCAACGAAAGGAUGAUAAAACGUAUAUAAAAUUAUGUCCCCAGAGUGAAGUUGACGCUCUCAUUAAGGAAGCGGAAAUUGCCUACCCGAAGACCUCUGAAUCUUCUUCCAAGGGUUCUGAGAAGUAA